Molecule: messenger RNA, 1758 nt
Organism: Aspergillus oryzae RIB40
Lineage: Eukaryota; Fungi; Ascomycota; Eurotiomycetes; Eurotiales; Aspergillaceae
Product: Zn(II)2Cys6 transcription factor
Exons: 5
Coding region: 1-1758 (585 amino acids)
Biological process (GO): regulation of DNA-templated transcription; DNA-templated transcription
Cellular component (GO): nucleus
Molecular function (GO): DNA binding; zinc ion binding; DNA-binding transcription factor activity, RNA polymerase II-specific
Source: RefSeq, a predicted model, not a curated record
AUGGCAAGCCAUCCUGGUCAACCAUCCAUUGAUCCGGAGAAUCCUCCAUCCCAAUCGGAAUGUCCCACACAGCCUCCUACAGGGCAUAGUGACCAUGACGCAGCCAAUUACCCGUUCUAUAAGCGGAACGCCUGUACAACAUGCCGACGGAUGAAGUCCAAAUGUGAUAUGGCAAAGCCUGCUUGUGGAACUUGCUCUAGGUUUAACCGGACAUGCGCCUACGAGACGACGCGGAAGAAAAGCGGUCCGAAGCGAGGAUAUACAGCGGUCUUUGGGUCUCGAUUAGCACAGGUGGAAGCGCUGCUUAGCGCCCAAAUGCCUAGUAUUCUCGGAAGUCAAAACCCCUCCGCCCCGCUUCCAGGUGCAUGGGUAGAUAGAGCUAGUCACCCUAAUCUGAGCAGUACUGGUUCUUUCCAAGACACGAUGGAAGAAACCGAUCCCACAGCAUCAAGUACCGAAAGGGCAUAUACAGAACCCAGCGUUGGGUACCGGAUCUACUUUGAAGAUGUUCACAUCUACAUGCCGAUUAUACAUCGUCAAAGGCACCUCUCUGCGUUGAAUUAUGCGCCUGAUUCCCGGCCCCCAGUCUGUCUUCAAUACAUGAUCUGGUGCCAUGCUGCCCUUGUCAGCGAAAAAUAUGAUACUUUACAUACAGCUUUCUACGAAAGAGCCCGCAAGUACGCCGAGGCGGAUGAGAUGAAAGGCUAUGGAGGUGGGAUCCUCUCUUUAGCACAUGCUCAGACAUGGCUUCUUAUCACCGCGUACGAGUACAAGAUGAUGUUUUUUCCCAGGGCUUGGUUAAGUUGUGGAAAGGCAUGUAGACUCGCAAUUAUGCUGGGGCUGCAUCACCUAGAUAGCCCAAGUCCUCAAAUCAAACAGUGCUUCACACCUUCCAUAGAUUGGGUGGAGAAAGAAGAGCGACGGAGGGUCUUCUGGACGACCUUCUGUAUCGAUAAAUUUGCCACCAUUGGGACAGGGUGGCCUGUUGGGAUCAAUGAGACAGAGGCCAUGACAAAUCUUCCUGCGAGUGAGGAAGCCUUUAUUACAGGCGAGUCAGAGCCAACGGUACCCCUUAGUGAUGUUCUAGAUGGUGAGGGACUCUCAACACUGUCUCCUUCCGCAAGCAUCGCCUUCGUGUCUUGCAUCUUCGGACGGAUCACAAACCAUCUUCGUCUCCCUCAGUCGCAGGACGACGAUGAUUAUAGUACUGGAGGCUUCUGGCAGCGACACAGAUCAUGCGAUGAGAUUUUGCUCCAUUUUGCUCUGACCAUGCCAACUCAUCUGCGUCUUCCCAUUGGGAUAGGCGAUCCCAAUAUUAUCUUUUGCAACAUUGCUCUUCACACGGCUGUUAUAUGCCUUCACCAAGCUGCAAUAUUCAAGGCGGAGUGGAACAAUAUAACAGAGUACCCCAUUGUUCAAAGCAGGUUAAGGUGCAGUGCUGCUGCACAUCAAAUUCUGGAGGUUAUCAAGAUGGUUGGUCCUGUCAACAUGGGCAAAGUGAAUCCUUUUGUGUCAUUCUGUCUCUAUGUGGCAGCACGCGUAUACGUUCAGCAUCUCAAGCUUCAUCCUGAAGAUACAGAAGCUCAUUCUGCUUUCCAAUUCUUCCGCUCAGUUAUCCAUACCCUCAAAACUACAAAUCCCUUAGCGGAAUCCUUUCUCUUCCAGUUAGAUGUUGACAGUGAGGGAGGGUCAUUCCAAGGCCUUCGGCUACCGACAAACAAUUUCCCUGUUGAGAUGCUUACUCCUAGCAAUCUAUAG